This is a messenger RNA of Coregonus clupeaformis (lake whitefish), 8575 nucleotides long. RefSeq names its product AT-rich interactive domain-containing protein 1B. Gene Ontology annotation, biological process: positive regulation of DNA-templated transcription; chromatin remodeling; regulation of transcription by RNA polymerase II. The transcript is spliced from 21 exons. Lineage: Eukaryota; Metazoa; Chordata; Actinopteri; Salmoniformes; Salmonidae. Gene Ontology annotation, cellular component: nBAF complex; SWI/SNF complex; brahma complex. Gene Ontology annotation, molecular function: DNA binding; nucleosome binding. The record is from RefSeq and is a predicted model, not a curated record. The coding region runs from base 293 to 7246 and encodes 2317 amino acids.
AAGGGCUCCGGGAGACAAGCGUUUACCCAUAUCCGGGUUGGAGAAGAGGAAAAAAGUUUCAUUUAAACCUGGACGACAAACUUCAGCAUGAAGCCUCACUGACAGCGCCAAAGCCGCGGCUGUCAGCAAGUCAUUCCACCGCCGAUUUUUACAAGCAUUACAGCGCUAUAACAUAGCUUCGUUUUUACACUGAAUGUUUUUUUUCUGCUUGUGUUUUUCCUCUGUCAGUAUUUUUUGUGUGAUAGUAUUCUGUGCGUGUGUCAGUGUCCCUGUCUAAAAUGUUCAAGUGACAAUGGCUACGCAAGUGGCAUCAACACCGACAAGAACUAAUAAUAAGAAUAAAAAAUUGUCUGGCAAUUUGGGUCAAGAGCUAAAUUCGGGGAAAUCGGGAAGAGGAAAUAUAUCGAGAUCUGGAGAAAUGCUUGGAGCUGGUGAUGGGACUAACACAAUGAAUAAUGUUGACCACCACCACCGAAAUGAGCUCAACAUGGUCAAUUCAACUUAUUCUCCGAUUAACAAUUCUGACACACCGGAGAAGGAGAGUGGAAAUAACAUCACUUCAUCAGAUUCGACGACCUCUCCGGGGGGGAUGGAAACCGGGUUGAUAGCGAACCAUAAACUGAAAAAUGUUGGGAGCGGAGAUCCCCCUCAGCACCUCACACCGCCGCAACAGCAGUCACAAUUUAACCCGUUUCCUCAGCAUCAGCAGCGCCAGAUACAAAGUAACAACAUCAACAACAACAACAGCCAAGCGACAAGGGGAGAGAGUAAGAAUCACCACCACCGAGGGAAGGAGGGUGUUUUGGGUAGCCAGCCAGAGCAGCAGAUGCUAAGUAAAGGUGAGGGGGAUCAUACCUGUAAACCAGGGGAGCGGAUGGGCGCAAGGAAUGAACAUUCCAACUUGGGACCAACGACCAACAACAUCAUCAACCAGCCCCAGAGCUCGGGAGGAAACAGCGAGUUUAAUAACUACUAUGGCACUUCCAGAGUAGGGCCCUCCUAUGAUCAAUAUGGCGGACAACAAAGCACUGGGAUGGGGGUGAUGCACUCCUCUGGACCCAACAACAUGGACCCAGUGCACAACUCCCAAGAAGGGUACCACAACAGCCACUACAACCACUACUCUAGCUACCCGCAGGGCUACGGUGGCGCGGGCUAUGGCAUGAUGGCCCCGUCCAGACAGGGCAGUAACAUGAUGAUUGGCCCUGGCAGCAACACUCCAGCUGGCCAUGUCAAGGCUGCUAUGGGAGCUGCUGCCUGCGGUUCUGGUGGAAGUGUUGGGGGCUUUCAGAGAUUCCCAGGACAGAGUCAGCAUCCUACCGGGGCCACCCCGACUCUAAACCAACUGCUUACGUCUCCAAGUCCAAUGAUGCGAGGUUAUGGCAGUGGCUAUCAAGACUAUAACAGUCCCUCUGCACAACAACAAGAUGGCAUAGGCCGGGGCAAAGACAUGACUUCUCAGUAUGGCUCCACAACCCAUGGCUGGCCAGGGCAACAGAGAAAUCACCCGUCCAUGAGUCCUGGAAACGGAGGGCAAGGUAUCAGCAGACCACAGGUGGCCUCUAUGGACUUCAUGGCUAUGAAGCGCUCCCAGCUCUACGGGAUGGGCAACAACCCCUACUCUCAGCAGCAGCAGGGCGGGCCCUACCCCAGCCAGCCAUACGGAUCACCCACUCCACACCGAUACCCAAUGGGGAUGCAGGGGAGGGGCCAGGUGGGUAUUGGCGGGAUGCAGUACCCUCAACAGCAGCAGGUUCCCCCCCAGUACGGCCAGCAGGGUAUAGGAGGAUACAGCCAGCAGCAGCAGCAGGGAACGCCCCCGGGACCCUACUUCAGCCCCCCCCAUCAGAACCCCACCGCCCCCCCUUCACAGCCCCCCUACCUGCCACCCCACGCCCCACCUCAGCAGGAGGCUCCUCAGGAGAGCUACAGAGGCAGCACCAGGAGUCAGCAGCAGGCCCCAGGGAAUUCUGGGAAGGCCAACCAUGAGGACAUGGGUCUGAUCCCGCAGGACCGCCCCUCCAGCCUCCCGGACCUGUCUGGCUCCAUAGAUGACCUCCCUACAGGUACAGAGGCUGGUCACAGUUCAGACAUCAGUGCUACAGGCUCCACCAGUAGCCAGGGGGAGCAGAGUAACCCAGCCCAGUCACCCUUCUCACCCCACGCGUCACCCCACCUGUCUGGUCAGGGCAGCGGCCCAUCAUCCUCUCCUGUUGGGUCCCCUGUGGGCUCCAACCAAUCACGUUCCGGCUCUGGCCCCAUCUCCCCAGUCAGCGGCCCAACCACAGCACCAGGUUCCCAGAUGGCUCCCCAGACUCCUGGCAACAUGUUGGAUGUCCCCCACCCCCCCUUAACCCAGUCCCCCAUGCCUCAGGAGAGGGGCUUUAUUUCCAACAUGCAGAGAAACCAGUCUGGCUCCCAGUUUGCACCACCACCUCAGUCAGGGCCCUCCAUGUCCCCUCACCCCUCUCCUGGUCCUGGGGGACAGAUGUACCCAGGGAUGGGGCCCGCGCCCUACCCACAUGGUGGCCCCUACAGACCUCAGGGAUCCCAGGCAAACCAGUAUGGACCCCAAGGAAACUACCCACGUCCACCCAACUACGGCGGGACCCCCAGUGCCAACUACAGCAGCCCCGGGCCCGGCCCUGGCAUGACCAGCAGCCAGGGUUUGAAUGCCAGCAGCCCCAUGCACGGCCAGGGUCCCGGGCAGCCCAUGGGCCGCAGUCCUGGUGCGGGCAGCCGCCCCUACCACAACAUGGCCCCCAGUUCCCCCAGUAUGCCCCAGCCAGCCGGCCCUGGGAUGGGCCCUCCUUCACUGGGCAAUGUCAACCGCAAGGCCCAGGAGGCAGCCGCCGCCGUCAUGCAGGCCGCAGCUAACUCUGUACAGGGCAGACAGGGCAGCUACCCAGGCCCUGGCAUGAACCUGAUGGGAACAGCAGGCUCUGGAGCCCCCUACAACCAGUCACCAGGCAACAACUCAGGCAUGGGCAAUCCACAGGGUCCGCCCUACAACAUGCCACCCUCAGGGGCCAUGGGGAUGGCUGUGAGUGGGAUGAUGACUCCUGAUGGGAAGCAGAAAACAGAUGGCAAAGAGGAGAACAUGCCCACCAAUGAACUUCCAAAACACAAGGAUGGGUACAGUGUAUCCCACUGUAUCUCCCAGCCCACCACCCCUGGUGCCAUGCCUGUCCCCUCUCCCCUGUCCCCCAGCCCAGCCAGCCUGUCCUCCUACCAUGGCGAUGACAGUGACAGCAUCAGUAGCCCCGUCUGGCCAAAGACUCCCUCCAGCCCUAAGCUGAACUCGUCCACCAUGACAAACGAGCUAAUCACUCGUCUGUAUGAUAUGGGUGAGGAGCCGGAGAGGCGUGGCUGGGUGGACCGGUACCUGUCCUUCAUGGAGGAGAGGGGUACACCUGUCCCCCACCUUCCCGCAGUGGGCAAGAAACCCCUGGACCUCUGCAGACUCUACAUGGCUGUCAGGGAGAUAGGGGGCCUGGCCAUGGUGAACAAGAACAAGAAGUGGCGUGAGCUGUCCACCAGCCUGAGUGUUGGUACCUCCAGUAGCUCAGCCAGCUGUCUGAAGAAGCAGUACAUCCAGUACCUGUUUGCCUAUGAGUGUAAGGUGGAGCGAGGAGAGGACCAGCCGGCCGACAGCAACACUGGGACUGGGGGGGACAACAGGAAGCAGGCCAAGGUGCAGCCGCCCUCUCCUGCUAACUCAGGGUCUCUUCAGGGUCCCCAGACCCCCCAGUCAUCAGGCAGCAGCUCCAUGGCAGAGAUGUCAGGUGACCUGAAGCCCCUCACCCCAGCCACCACCCCCCAGGGACAGGGACAGGUCACCCCCAUCCCAGCCAGCAGGAGCAGUGUGGUGAGUGUGCAGGACCCGUUCUCAGAGGUGAGCGACCCGGCCUUCCAGAAGCGUAACUCUCUCCCCCUGGGGGGCUCUGGGGGUGCGUACCAGCAGGGGGUCAACAUGCCCCCUGACAUGAUGAUGAGGAUGCAGUACGAGAAGGACCCCUUCGCUGGCAUGAGAAAGGUGGCAGGAGGUGAGCCCUACAUGCCAGGCCAGAUGCCCAGUGGUGGCAUGCAGGAGAUGUACGGCAGGCCUCCAUCAGCCAUGGGCCAGCGCUCCCAGUACCCAUAUGGACCAUGCUACGACAGGAGACCAGACCAUGUGAUGGGGAUGGAAGGGACCAUGGGCCCCCCCGGGAACCAGAGCAACAUGGGACCGUCCAACAGCGAGGGCAGCAUAUACUCUCCCAACAGAUACCCCUCCCAGCAGAGACACGAAGGCUAUGGGCAACAGUACCCUGGCAUGCCAUAUGGAAUACACCCCUCAGGGAUGUACCCUCAACAACAGGGCUACAAGCGCCCCAUGGAGGGCAUGUACGGGUCCCCAGGCAAGAGACAUGAGGGGGAGAUGUACGGCCCCCCAGCAAAGAGACACGAGGGGGAGAUGUAUGCCAUGCAGUAUAGGGGCCAGCAGCCUGACAUGUACAACCAGUACACCACUGGUUACUCUGGGCCUGAGAGAAGGCCCAUGCAGGGCCAGUUCCCCUACCAUUCCCCCUACAGCCGGGAGCGCAUGCAGGCCUCUAGCCAGGGUCAGCACCCCCAGCACUCCAUGGGCCCCCAGAUGAUGUCCGGGGGGCCACCCGCCAACAACGGAGUGGAAGGACCCCAGGGGCCCAACAUGUGGCCCUCCAGGACAGACAUGGGUUAUCCCUACCCCAACAGACAGGGGGCACCCUCCCAGGUACAGCCAUAUGGUCCUAUGGGGAGAGGAGAUGAUUUGGAGGGCCGACCCAUCCAGGAUGGUCAGUGGCUCGGACACGGAGGCCAUCGCCAGUCCUCCUACAUGACAGGUGGUAUGACCCCAAUGUCCUCCCGCCAGCCCCCCUCUGCCUACCAGACCUCCCCCUCCAUGGCCAACCACCUACCCCGAGCCCCCAGUCCCGGCUCCUUCCAGCGCUCCAUGGAGGCACGCAUGUCCCCCAACAAAGCUGUCUUUAUGGGCUCCAUGAAGAUGCCGGGCAAACCGGGCAUGCCCAUGCCAGGGCAGGGUAAUGGGCACCCAAGCCAGGUCACACCUAACCUGCUGAGAGAUCUCAACUACCCUCUAGGAUCUGUAGAGGCCACCAUGCCCCUUUUCAAGCCACGUCGCAAAAUUACCUCAAAGGACACUGGAACCCCAGAGGCGUGGCGAGUGAUGAUGUCUCUGAAGUCAGGUCUGCUGGGUGAGAGUACCUGGGCCCUGGACACCAUCAACAUCCUGCUGUAUGACGACAGCACUGUGGCCUCCUUCACCCUCACACAGUUGCCUGGCUUCCUGGAGCUGAUAGUGGAGUACUUCAGACGCUGUGUGAUGGAGAUCUUUGGCAUCCUGGAGGAGUAUGAGAUAGGGACCAUCGGCCAAAAGAGCCUCCUUGGGGCUGAAGCCUGUGACCAGGGGGAGGAGCUGACUGAACCUGAGAUCGACUGUGAGGACAGCCAACCAGAGCCUGAGCAUGAACAGGAGAUGGAGAGGGGGGAGGUGGAGAGGGGGGAGGUGGAGAAGGGGGAGGAGAAACCUGCUGACAUCACAAAGAAAAUGACAGUGGAGGUGAUGUCACCCCCCAGUGCAACGGAACCAGCCCCUGAGGGAAUGAAGGAGGAAUCUGAAGCCGAGGUGAAGAAGGAAGAGGGGGAGAAAGAAGAGGAUGGAGAGAAAGAAGAGGGGAAAGAGAAAGAGAAAGAGGAAGAGGAAGAGGAGAGUGAAAAGCCAACCGAGAGUAAGGAAGCCUCAGCUGAGAGUAAGGAAGACUCUCCUUAUCAGCCUCCUUCAGAGCCCGAGCCAAGGCCACAACAGGCCAGCAAGUACGACAAAUUCCCCAUCAAGAUCCUGCACAAAGAGGACCUGAUUGAGGACAUGACCGAGCAGCUGGGUCACGUGACAGAGUUCACUAGCGGACUGCUCCACUGGCAGGCAGGCGGGGGGGAUUCCACUGUCCACAUCCAGACCCACUUUGAGCGCAGGGGAGAGCACCCUGACAUGACGGAGGGAGAGAGAGAGAAAUGUGCCAGUCUCAAUAAAGAUCAGGACACAGAGGAGGGGGGAAAGCAGACGGAGAAGGGUAUCACUGCCACCAUCGAUGAUAUACUGUGUGCCCGGUUAGGGGCUUUGUCAGAGGGCCACCCCACCCACUCUGCCCCCACCUACCCCUUCAGGCUGCACCAGGGAGGGGGCCACCAGCACAUCACCCUGCUAGAGGACGAGCCCCGCUGUCUGGACGAGGCUCCCCUCUCCACGGCCUCCCACUGGCAGGACUCCCUGGCCAAACGCUGCCUCUGUGUGUCCAACAUCAUCCGCAGCCUCUCCUUCAUCCCUGGGAAUGACUCAGACAUGUCCCGUCACCCAGGCCUGGUGCUGAUCCUGGGCAGACUGCUGCUGCUCCACCACCAGCACCCAGAGAGGAAGAGGACGCCCCCUAGCUACCAGAGAGAGGAGGUGCAGGAGCGGGGCCUGGCCUGCAGUAAGGACGAGUGGUGGUGGAACUGUCUCACUACACUCAGGGAGAACACCUUGGUCACUCUGGCUAACAUCUCUGGCCAGCUGGACCUGUCCCUCUACCCUGAGACCAUCUGCCUGCCCAUCCUGGACGGCCUGCUCCACUGGAUGGUGUGCCCUUCUGCCGAGGCCCAGGACCCCUUCCCCUCAGCCACCCCCCACUCGCCCCUCACCCCCCAGAGACUGGUGCUGGAGUGCCUGUGCAAGCUGAGCAUUCAGGACAACAACGUGGACCUGCUGCUGGCCACGCCGCCCUUCAGCCGCCAGGAGAAGCUCUACGCCAUCCUGGUGCGUUACGUGGGACAGCGUAAGAACCAGGUGUACCGCGAGAUGGCCGUGGCCACCCUAUCCAACCUGGCACAGGGGGACUCUACGGCAGCACGCGCCAUCGCCGUACAGAAGAGCAGCGUGGGUAACCUGAUGGGCUUCCUGGAGGAUGGGGUGAGCAUAGCCCAGUACCAGCAGAACCCCCACAGCCUGCUGCACAUGGUCCACCAUCCACCCAUGGAGCCUCCCAGCGUUAACAUGAUGUGUCGGGCUGCCAAUGCUCUGCUGGCUAUGGCCAAGGUGGAGGAGAACAGGCCAGAGUUUGUCCUGUACGAGGGCCGACUCCUGGACAUCUCCAUCUCCUCUGUGCUCAACCAGGGGGUGGCCAGCAUCAUAUCUGAAGUACUCUUUCAGUUUGUAAAAAAAUUAUGACAGGAGGAUAGACGGACCUGAGCCAAGAGAUGGACAGAGAGACGAUGAGAGGAAAACGUUAUUCUGUGGUUUUAUAUUUUUAUUUAAAUGAAAUGGAAGAUCUUUUUUUUUUUAUAUAUAUAUAUAUUAACAUUAUAUAAAUAUAUAUAGCUCCUCUUCCCCCAUGAACGCUUUGGUUUUGGGAUUUGAAAGAUGAUUUUAAUACUGAUAUUGAAUACCUGCUGUUGUUUAAAUGUAUAUUGUUUAUAUACACAUUUUUCCUUUGUUUUAUUUUGUUUGAUCAAAGCUGGUGCCAGAUUUAGGAGAGGAUUCUUUCAUUUCAUUUUUCUCUUUUGAAAUGUUUUGGAAUUGUAUAAAUGUUUAUAUCUGUAUUGACCGUAUGUGGUUUGUUUUGUUUACAAAGAUCAUAUUUAUUUAAAUUGUGAAAAAUAUUGUAGAUAAAACUUAACUUGCCACACUUUCAGAAAAAGAGAACACUGAUUUUACACAAACAUGUAAAUGUUUCCAUUGCUGGAGAAAUUGUGCAAUAGGCGUAGUGCAAGUUGUCGGUUCAUGGCACUUGCAAUAUGCGAUUUUGACCAUGGGUAGGCAGUGUUGCAUCAGCCAAUCAGAAUAAUUUGAAAAUAUUGUCCUCAUUUUAACAGUGUCAAAUGUUUGACUUGCUUCAUUGUUGUCAAUCAUUGCUACUACAUCUGGGAGUCAACUUUCACAAAGGAACCGUAUCUUAAGCCCUUGUAUUGCAUUUGUUUCAUUUGCUUUUUAACCCAAGUUGGCACUAUGUACUGUAUAUAGACUGUUGUACAUUGGAACCACCUUCACUUUUCUUUGAGUUUUGGUUGACUCUCUACAUUCACUAUCAAAAAAAGUUUCUGAUUAUUACAACUACUUUUUAUUAUUGGUGAGAUUUGUUAUUGUUAUUAUACAUAUUUUGUUAUUGGGGUCAAAUAUUUGAACCUGGAGGUUGUGUAGGUCUCUGUAUGUAUAAUGUUCCUGUACGCAUUGUACUAUAGCUUCAAGCUGAUCAAAACAAUAUUUGGUGAUCAAAUGUGGAAGUGCCAGGGUCAGGGACAACUAGCUGAGGUUACAGAACUUGUGAAUAUAUUUCUUUUAUUUUAUGUCCUCCAUUCAUGUAAAUGGGUAUAUUUUUGAGCCAAGACAAUGUAGUUCAAAAAUAAAACUCAGAAAAGAACCCACAACACACAAAAUAUUUGACAACUCAUUGUACAUUCUGCUUUUUUUCAUCUGACUUAAUGACUAUCUUUGACUUGAUAUACAUCUUUAUACUCUAUGUUCCACAUGUUAUGAAUAAAAUGUACAUUGACUAUUUGA